AUGAUCUUACAGAACACAUUUAUAAAAGCGACGCGCGACCACGGAUUCAAGUGCGUACGCGUGUGGCGCGGUUGGUUCUUAAUUCUCGAAAGUAGGGAUUUAAAUUUUGAAGGAACAUUCCUGCUAUUAUUAUAUUUGAAGAUAGGCCAUGCGUGUGUCUCUUUGCCCUGUGUGUUAUUAGUAAGCAGCACAUUUCGUCCUAAUCUCAUAGAUCUAGAAUAUUGGUAUCUGUCAUAAGUCACUUAAUUCAGUAUAAAUGAGGGAUACAGGCAGAGCCUUGGACCAAUAUGACCAAUUUAAAGUUAAUUUCCACACGUUACAUUGCCAUAAUGACUUUGAACUUCAUAUCGGCCCAUUAGAUAAGAUACUUCAUUCAUUGUGGAUCUAGCCAAUAAAUUUCAGGAUUAGUACUAAUCAUGAAUUCAUUCGGCGUAUAUUUUUAUCUGAAAUUUGCCUCACGGUUUAAUUAUGCGUUGCUGGAGUAUGUGUGAGCCACAUGACUGAAAGAGUUGCAAGGCCCAGUUCGCAUAUAACAGCCGCCAAAAUUAUCUAUAACUGAAUAGUCGCAUUCCCUUCAUAACUCAGAGAUGCACUUAUUUUCAAGCGAGUAUAGUACCAGAAACACCUGCACAUUACAAAAUGUCACUCGAUACGUGCCAUUUGGGUGUUUAUAUUGUGCAUGAAUACAAUUUUUGUCAGUGUAGUCAAUGGACACUUGUCUACUGUUGCUUUACAUCCCGUUAUUCCACCUGAUUUAAACCAAAUUGCUUGCUUCUUCAUACCGAGGAGCAAAAGAAGGUCAUGCAAAUCUUAACUGGUUGGGCAGUUUUUUUUCUAGCAGAUCUUUAACACGAUUGUUUGCUUUCAAGUUGUUUCGGGGAUAAACUAAAUAGUUUUUGCGCUCGUUAUAAGUUUUACUUUGUUCAGUCCUUCGAUGGACCAUAUAAGUAUUUCUUUUUUUAGAAAAUGCGGGCCAACUCAAUGUUCUAUGUGCUCUCUUUACUGGUCGGUCUCGUCCAAUUUGUGGUUCCCAGCUGUGUUAUGCGCGGCGCCUGCGACACAUCGUUGCAACUUAUGUGCUAUAA
Spirometra erinaceieuropaei is the source of this 1085-nucleotide messenger RNA. NCBI's taxonomy places the organism in Eukaryota, Metazoa, Platyhelminthes, Cestoda, Diphyllobothriidea, Diphyllobothriidae. The record is from the annotation of a GenBank genome assembly.